Aspergillus versicolor CBS 583.65 is the source of this 1566-nucleotide messenger RNA. RefSeq names its product translation initiation factor eIF2 subunit alpha. The transcript has 4 exons. The coding region runs from base 187 to 1113 and encodes 308 amino acids. Gene Ontology annotation, molecular function: RNA binding; ribosome binding; translation initiation factor activity. Gene Ontology annotation, cellular component: eukaryotic translation initiation factor 2B complex; multi-eIF complex; eukaryotic translation initiation factor 2 complex. The record is from RefSeq and is a predicted model, not a curated record. NCBI's taxonomy places the organism in Eukaryota, Fungi, Ascomycota, Eurotiomycetes, Eurotiales, Aspergillaceae.
AUUGUGCUGCGAUAUCGAGGACAAUCAUCCCUGUCGGUUUCUCACUCUCCUCGCCAAAUUUCACCGACAGAUCCCCCAUCAGGAAUUUUCUAGCCUCAGAGCUUCACUGUUUGCCUACAAGAUACUUCUUUCAACCCCAACGAAUUCGCAUUCUCGCCCGCAAAAAAAAGGCGCAACCCCGCCAAAAUGUCGUUAACCAAUUGUCGGUUCUACGAGGAGAAGUAUCCGGAGGUGGAUAGCUAUGUUAUGGUCAAUGUGAAACAGAUUGCCGAGAUGGGCGCCUACGUGAAGCUCCUCGAAUAUGAUAACAUCGACGGAAUGAUCCUACUCUCCGAACUUUCGCGAAGACGUAUCCGUAGUAUCCAGAAGCUUAUCCGUAUUGGCCGCAACGAGGUUGUUAUUGUGCUCCGUGUGGACAAGGAGAAGGGCUACAUCGAUCUGUCGAAGAGACGAGUUUCUCCGGAGGACGUUAUCAAAUGCGAGGAGAGGUACAACAAGAGCAAGGCGGUGCACUCAAUCUUGCGGCAUGUUGCAGAGGCCACCCAGACCCCGCUCGAGACGCUAUACCAGCAGAUCGCGUGGCCACUGAACCGGAAAUACGGCCAUUCCCACGACGCAUUCAAGAUUUCGAUCACGAACACCGAAGUUUGGACCGAUGUCGAGUUCCCCAGCGAUGCUGUUAAGAGAGAGUUGACUGAAUACAUCGGAAAGCGUCUUACGCCUCACCCAACGAAAGUGCGUGCCGACAUUGAAGUUACUUGCUUUGGUUACGAAGGUAUCGACGCGGUCAAGACCGCUCUGCGGACCGCUGAAGCGGAGAACACCCCUGAAAACCAAAUAAAGGUUAAGCUGGUUGCUCCUCCGCUCUAUGUCCUGACAAGCCAGUGCCUGGACAAGACCUAUGGUGUGAAGAUGCUCGAAGAGGCCAUUCAAAGGAUUGAAACCACAAUUAAGGGCGCGAAUGGUGCUUGUACGAUCAAGAUGGCUCCCAAGGCUGUUACGGAGCACGAUGAUGCGGCUCUUCAGGAGCUCAUGGAGAAGCGCGAGCGUGAGAACAUGGAGGUCAGCGGAGACGAGAGCCAGUCUGAUAGCGAUGAGGGCGUCCCCGAGUAAGACUGUGCGUCAUUUUCAGCACCGUCCCUGGGACUUGGCUAGAAAAAAAGGGUCCGAGAUGGUCUAGAUUACACGUAUCGCCGUGUAUCGUGUCGCGCUGGGAGCAAUUCUGGGGUCAGUUGGGUUGUCGGGUAGAAGGGCAAAAAGUUCAUUAGAAGUUUUCCAAACGUGUCACGACUUAUGAGACGAAGGACGGAUUAGUUCGCAUGGAGGGGAGGUCUGGAUCAGCAUCAGUGUUCCGAGGCGAACCUGCGUGACUGGGAUUGAGGCGUUCUGUCUGUACGACGUUGUGCGUAUCCUCGAUCUGUGGAUAUAGUUUUCAUGCCCAGAUGGUUGGGGUUGGGAACUUCCAUUUUAUCGUUAUCCUACUAUUUCCGAUGUAAAUAAGCUUUCUCAUCAGUGAUUCACCGCCGGUGGACCGGCUUAGACAUCUAAAGUGCUAUCAAAAUUCCU